Jaculus jaculus (lesser Egyptian jerboa) is the source of this 948-nucleotide messenger RNA. RefSeq names its product olfactory receptor 51F2-like. The record is from RefSeq and is a predicted model, not a curated record. Gene Ontology annotation, molecular function: G protein-coupled receptor activity; olfactory receptor activity. Gene Ontology annotation, biological process: G protein-coupled receptor signaling pathway. Lineage: Eukaryota; Metazoa; Chordata; Mammalia; Rodentia; Dipodidae. Gene Ontology annotation, cellular component: membrane.
AUGCUGAUCCUCAAUCAUACCAAUGCUCAGCCUCUGACCUUCUUCCUGACUGGUACCCCAGGCCUGAGAGCAGCUCAGGUCUGGAUCUCCAUUCCCUUUUGCCUCCUGUAUGUCAUCGCCCUCUCUGGAAACAGCAUGAUCUUAUUGGUGGUCCUUCGUGAGCAGAGCCUCCAUGAGCCUAUGGACUACUUCCUGUCCAUGCUUUCAGCCCCUGACCUGAGCUUGUCCCUGUGCACGCUUUCCAUAACCCUUGGUAUCCUUUGGUUUGAAGCUCGAGAGAUCAACUUGGAUCCUUGCAUUGCCCAAAUGUUCCUUCUCCAUGGAUUCACUUUCAUGGAGUCUGGGGUUCUGCUGGCCAUGGCCUUGGAUCACUUUGUGGCCAUCUGUGACCCACUGAGGUACACCACUAUCCUUACCAACUCCAGGAUUGCCCAGAUUGGCAUGAUUGUGUUGACAAGGAAUGUGGCUGUCAUGUUACCAAUCGUGCUGUGUGUCAAGAGGUUGUCCUUCUGCAGCUCCCGGGUACUUUCACACUCCUACUGCUACCGCGCCAAUCUCAUUCAGCUGUCCUGCACAGACAACAGAGCCAAGAGCAUCCUUGGUCUGGUUGCACUCUUCUCCACCACAGGGUUUGCCUGCCCCAUCUUGCUCUCCUAUAUCCUGAUUAUCUGGUCCGUCCUCAGCAUCGCUUCCUCAGAGGAGCGACAGACAGCCUUCAGUACGUGUAUAUCCCACGUCAGCGCAGUUGCCAUCUUCUACAUCCCUCUCAUCAGUUUGUCUCUUGUCCAUCACUAUGGCCGCGCAGCACCUGACUUUGUCCACACCAUCAUGGCCAACGUCUUCCUGCUCGUCCCUCCUGUACUCAACCCUAUCAUCUACAGGGUCAAGACUAAGCCAAUUCGAAAGGCUAUCAUCAAGGUUUUCAUUCAGAAGCACUGCCAAUCCUGA